Messenger RNA from Cylicocyclus nassatus, 742 nucleotides. The record is from the annotation of a GenBank genome assembly. Lineage: Eukaryota; Metazoa; Nematoda; Chromadorea; Rhabditida; Strongylidae.
AUGAUUUGGAAUAGCACUAUCAGAGACGCAUUCCUUUCCAUCAAAAUGCCAGUGAACCAUUGUUGUGUUGUGCAUGACGAAUGCUAUACUCUGCAGCUUCGGCAGGAAAAGUGCGACGAGGACUUCUGUGAAUGCAAUCGACUUGCAACAAUCACUAGGAACGACUGCAAGGAUCUACUAGAAGCCACUUGUUCACUGGUUCAAUUAUUUGGCUUUGGUCCCUAUCAUAGUAGCGCCAAUUACACUGAAUCAGCCGAUCUAGUGAAAUACACGGUAAAUGCAGAUGGUCUCAGGACACAAUACAGCAACUUGUACAUACACUGCCCCAAAGUUAAUGCAACCAUAUCGUCAUGCGCACUGCAAUACAACUCGUGCAUCAAAACUCCCAUUGAGUGCGCAGAAGCACUUUCCCAUUGCCUUCUUGAUGCAGCCAUGGUAGAUGGAAGCAAUUCUUGCCAUGAAACAGUCAAUGCCUUGGGUGUUCUUAUCAUCGAAGAAGGAAACAGCUGGAAAAACGCUUUGCAGAAUAUUCGCUUCUUGGGAUCAAACGUAUUGAUGGUGGUGAUGGCUGCAUGCAUGCUCUUGUUACUUUGCUUUUUGAUGCGAUUAAGACUUUCCGGCAGUACAAUUGAUGAGAAAGGAAAGAAGUACUUCCUAGUUUGAAGAGAACUCACAAACUCGGCAAUAACAAUUGAUCUCAGAUUCGACUAGCCUGACAAGACAAAUUACUCUAACAAAUAUA